AUGUCCCCUCUUUGGGGAUGGGCGCUUAUUUGGGUGGGAACCAUUUGGAUGAUCCCUGUGAAGACGGAAAAAAGGGAACCGAUCGGACAAAAUCUCAUCAUUUUACUCAUCGACGGAUAUGGAGCGGCAUUGUUGAAUCGAACGAAACCCGAGGCAUUGAUUGGAAUGCAGGCCCUCUCUGAGAAUGGUGUUCAAGCCGAAUAUCUUCGAAGUGUUUUCCCCACUCAUUCGUGGCCGAAUUGGAUGAGUCUUGUAACAGGUCUCUACACGGAAAACCAUCGUUUCACCAAGCUGAUUACAUGUAGUCCAAUGAGAAAGAUGUGGGAUUUCAAAGGGGAACAGAAGCAACCGGACGAGCAAAGGUCUCUUCGCAUCGACGAAUCUCUCAUUGUUUUGUCCGAUCAUGGUCUGGGCAACAGGUCAACGAAGAAGUUAAGCAAUAUUUUCUCGAGGAGUGUUUGGCUGACUAUUCAAAAGGUGCAACGAAUCGUGAACAGCCACGGAAAUUUGUCAUGGUAUCUUACUGAUCCUGAAGACGAGGAUACGGUAAGUGAGCUGCCAUUUACGCAUUUCACUCUUCCCUCAGAUCUUCUACGAGCUGAAAGUUUGCGAUCACCGGCCCCAACGGGUGUGAUUAUGAUGACACUGAGGCGCCUUCCAGUAUCCGUUUAUCGAGCCGCUGGAUAUCCCCUGGAAAGUCUCCGUUGGGCUGACUACGCUUCAUGUCGCCGAUCGUUCCUCAUCACCAAGCCUGGAACAACGAUUGUAUCGGUUGCAUUGAAUAUUCUCGGCAUUGAGCCUGAACGGGUGCACAAUGUAAACAUGGUCACGGGU
Mesorhabditis belari is the source of this 834-nucleotide messenger RNA. The record is from the annotation of a GenBank genome assembly. NCBI's taxonomy places the organism in Eukaryota, Metazoa, Nematoda, Chromadorea, Rhabditida, Rhabditidae.